AUGAAGAAGAUAAAAGACAGCAAUACACUUGUGUUCAUUGUGGAUGGCAGGGCCAACAAGCACCAGAUCCAACUGGCUGUGAAGAAGCUCUAUGACAUUGAUGUGGUCAAGAUCACAAUGAGACUUUGUGAUAAUCAGAAUGUCCUAAUGGUGAAGCUCGGGGACAUGGAAGUCAGACAGAUUCAACCCUGGCAGUCCCUGUUCAGCCGCCCACUGCAGUGGAGUUGUCGGACAAGUAACCGAAAGAGUUUGAUUGUGACCUCUAGCACAUCACCUACACUACCACGGCCGCACUCACCACUCCAUGGACACACAGGUAACAGUCCUUUGGACAGUCCCCAGAAUUUCUCUCCAAAUGCACCUGCUCACUUUUUCUUUGUUCCUGCCCGUAGGACUGAUGGACGGCGCUGGUCUUUGGCCUCUUUACCUUCUUCAGGCUAUGGAACCAACACUCCUAGUUCUACUGUCUCAUCAUCAUGCUCCUCGCAGGAAAAGCUGCACCAGUUGCCUUUCCAGCCUACAGCCGAUGAGCUGCACUUUUUGACAAAGCAUUUCAGCACGGAGAGUGUACCAGAUGAGGAGGGAAGGCAGUCCCCAGCCAUGCGGCCCCGUUCUCGCAGCCUCAGUCCUGGACGGUCCCGUUCCUUUGACAGUGAAAUAAUAAUGAUGAAUCAUGUAUACAAAGAAAGAUUCCCCAAGGCCACUGCACAGAUGGAAGAGCGCCUAGCAGAGUUCAUUUCCUCCAACACUCCAGACAGUGUGUUGCCCUUGGCAGAUGGAGCCUUAAGCUUUAUUCAUCAUCAAGUGAUUGAGAUGGCCCGAGACUGCCUGGAUAAAUCUCGGAGUGGCCUCAUUACAUCACAGUACUUCUACAAACUUCAAGAGAAUUUAGAGAAACUUCUGCAAGAUGCUCAUGAGCGCUCAGAGAGUUCAGAAGUGGCUUUUGUAAUGCAGCUGGUGAAAAAGCUAAUGAUUGUCAUUGCCUGCCCAACUCGCCUCCUGGAAUGCCUGGAGUUUGACCCUGAAGAGUUCUACCACCUGUUGGAAGCAGCUGAGGGCCAUGCCAAAGAGGGACAAGGGAUUAAAUGUGACGUUCCCCGCUACAUUGUUAGCCAGCUGGGCCUCACGCGGGAUCCCCCGGAGGAAAUGGCCCAGUUGAGCAGCUAUGACAGUCCUGAUACUCCGGAGACCGAUGAUUCAGUUGAGGGCCGUGGGGCAUCUUUGACAUCUAAAAAGGCACCCUGUGAAGAGGACUUCGAAACCAUUAAGCUCAUCAGCAAUGGCGCCUAUGGGGCCGUAUUCCUGGUGUGGCACAAGUCCACCCGGCAGCGCUUUGCCAUGGAGGAGAUCAAUAAGCAGAACCUGAUCCUACACAACCAGAUCCAGCAGGCCUUCGUGGAGCGUGACAUACUGACUUUUGCCGAGAACCCCUGUAGGACAGGCCCCACUAAACUUUUUCAUCACAUGGAAGAGGGAAGAGGGAGGCUGAGUCCAUGCCACCGGGAGGGUCAGGCUUCAAGUCUUCUUGAGGUCUGGGUUCUCCCUGGACUUGCUGACCUGGGCUCCACCUGCUCACCCGCCCCCUGGCCCACGCCCUCCCUGUCCACAGGCAGUGCUUGUGAGGUGAAGCAGCACCCAUUCUUUACUGGUCUGGACUGGACAGGACUUCUUCUCCAGAAGGCUGAAUUCAUUCCUCAACUGGAAUCGGAAGAUGAUACCAGCUACUUUGACACCCGCUCAGAUCGGUAUCACCACGUGGACUCAGAAGAUGAGGAGGAAGUGAGUGAAGAUGGCUGUCUUGAGAUCCGCCAGUUCUCUUCCUGCUCUCCCAGAUUCAGCAAGGUGUACAGUAGCAUAGAGCAGCUGUCGCUGCUCGAGGAGCGCCAGACACCACCCCCCACCAAGCGCAGCCUGAGUGAGGAGAAGGAAGACCGCUCAGAUGGCCUGGUGGGGCUGAAGGGUCGAGACCGGAGCUGGGUGAUUGGCUCCCCUGAGAUAUUGCGGAAGCGGCUGUCGGUGUCUGAGUCCUCCCACACGGAAAGUGACUCAAGCCCUCCACUGACCGUGCGGCGUCACUGCUCAGGCCUCCUGGACGUGCCUCGCUUCCCGGAGGGCCCUGAGGAGGCUACCAGCACCCCCAGGAGGCAGCAGCAGGAGGGCAUAUGGCUUCUGACACCCACAUCUGCAGAAGGGAUGUCUGAGCCUAUCCCUGAACGGCCAGUGGAGCAGCAGCUGAAGCUGGAUGAGGAGCCUGCUAGCCAGAGCAGUGGUUCUAGUCCAGCCAUGGAGACUCGAGGCCAUGGGACCCCACAGCUGGCUGAGGGAGCCACAGUCAAGGCCAUCAGUGACCUGGCAGUGCGCAGGGCCCGCCACCGGCUGCUCUCAGGGGACUCUAUAGAAAAGCGCACCACUCGCCCCAUCAGCAAAGUGAUCAAGUCCGCCUCAGCCACAGCCCUGUCCCUCCUCAUUCCUACAGAACACCACACCUGCUCUCCCUUGGCCAGCCCCAUGUCCCCACAUUCCCAGUCAUCCAACCCAUCAUCCAGGGACUCUUCUCCAAGCAGGGACUUCUUGCCAGCCCUCAGCAACUCGAGGACCCCCAUCAUCAUUCACCAAGCUGGCAAGAAGUAUGGCUUCACCCUGCGGGCGAUCCGUGUCUACAUGGGUGACUUGGACGUCUACACUGUGCACCACAUGGUGUGGCACAUGGAGGAUGGAGGUCCAGCCAGUGAGGCGGGGCUUCGUCAGGGCGACCUCAUCACUCAUGUCAACGGGGAGCCUGUGCAUGGGCUGGUGCACACUGAGGUGGUGGAGCUGAUCCUGAAGAGUGGAAACAAGUUGUCUAUUUCAACAACUCCCCUGGAGAACACAUCCAUUAAAGUGGGGCCGGCACGGAGGGGCAGCUACAAGGCCAAGAUGGCCCGAAGAAGCAAGCGGAGCCGGGGCAAAGAUGGGCAAGAAAGCAGAAAAAGGAGCUCCCUGUUCCGAAAGAUCACUAAGCAGGCGUCCCUGCUCCACACCAGCCGCAGCCUCUCUUCCCUUAACCGCUCCUUGUCAUCAGGAGAGAGCGGGCCGGGCUCUCCCACACACGGCCACAGCCUUUCCCCCCGAUCUCCCACUCAGGGCUACCGGGUGACUCCUGAUGCUGUGCAUUCAGUGGGAGGGAAUUCGUCACAGAGCAGCUCCCCCAGCUCCAGUGUGCCCAGCUCUCCAGCCGGCUCUGGGCAUACACGGCCCAGCUCCCUGCACGGUCUGGCACCCAAGCUCCAACGGCAGUACCGCUCUCCACGGCGCAAGUCAGCAGGCAGCAUCCCACUGUCACCACUGGCCCACACCCCUUCUCCACCACCAGCAGCUUCACCCCAGCGCUCCCCAUCACCCCUGUCUGGCCAUGGAACCCAGGCCCUCCCCACCAAGCUUCACGUGUCGCCUCCCCUAGGCAGGCAACUCUCCCGGCCCAAGAGUGCGGAGCCUCCCCGCUCACCACUACUUAAGAGGGUGCAGUCAGCUGAGAAACUGGCGGCUGCACUUGCUGCUUCUGAGAAGAAGCUAGCCACUUCUCGAAAGCAUAGCCUUGACCUGCCCCACCCUGAGCUCAAGAAGGAACUGCCACCCAGGGAAGUCAGUCCUCUGGAGGUAGCUGGGACCAGGAGUGUGCUGUCUGGGAAGGGGGUGCUGCCAGGGAAAGGAGUGCUGCAGCCUGCUCCCUCGCGAGCUCUAGGCACCCUCCGACAGGACCGGGCCGAGCGGCGAGAGUCACUGCAGAAGCAGGAAGCCAUCCGUGAGGUUGACUCUUCAGAGGAUGAUGCUGAUGAGGGGCCUGAGAACAGCCAAGGUGUGCAGGAGCCAAGCUUGGUACCUAACCCAGAAGUGGGCCAGGAUCCGCCCCUCAGAGGAGCAGGAGAGGGGGAGGAAGAAGACGCCUUCUUGCCCAGGGACCCCCUGGAGGAAGGCCCCGGUGACCCCCAGAGGAAGUUUGGGAUCCUGCAAGUCUUUGAGGAGGCUGCCAGCUCCUUGUCACCAACUCGCCUGGGUGGUGGGGCUGGACCCACAGACCCCAUCCCCCCUGAAGGCUGCUUGAAGGCCCAGCUCCUCCACACCCAGGCACUAACAGCACUUUGUCCCAGUUCCCCAGGACUCAUCCCCACCAGUGGCCCCCCUGCCUCCUCCACCCCUGGAGGGCCAGGCCCAUGGUCCUGGAAAUUCCUUCUUGAGGGCCCAGAGCGGGCAUCCAUAAGCAGAAAGGCAACAAUGGAAGGUGGGUUGGUCAGCUCCCAGGAUUUGGAAGCCACAACUCCAGCCCAUCCUGAGAACCUGUCUCCUAGGCAGGAGGGGAAGUCAUGGCCACCCAAUGCCCCUGGGCUGGCCCACCCUUGUCAGCUUUCCAGCCAAAGCUGGCGCUGGGAGCCUGAGUGUGCGCAGAUAGAGAAGGAGGAGCCAGCCCUGGGCAUCACCACAGUGCCUGAGGCCUCAGGUGACAGGAGGCAGAACCUUCCAUGCAGAAGCUGCCCCCUCACCCAGGAGCCUGGGCCCAACCUGCUCCAAAGGGGCCGAGACCCAGGGGCCCCUCACAAGCAUCAGGACUUGGCAGUGGCAACCAAUGAGCUUUUAAAGCAAACAUAA
Messenger RNA from Myotis brandtii (Brandt's bat), 4623 nucleotides. RefSeq names its product microtubule-associated serine/threonine-protein kinase 2-like. Gene Ontology annotation, cellular component: ribosome; microtubule cytoskeleton. Gene Ontology annotation, molecular function: structural constituent of ribosome; protein serine/threonine kinase activity; magnesium ion binding. The record is from RefSeq and is a predicted model, not a curated record. Gene Ontology annotation, biological process: translation; intracellular signal transduction; peptidyl-serine phosphorylation. NCBI's taxonomy places the organism in Eukaryota, Metazoa, Chordata, Mammalia, Chiroptera, Vespertilionidae.